Messenger RNA from Hypomesus transpacificus, 5110 nucleotides. RefSeq lists its product as uncharacterized. Lineage: Eukaryota; Metazoa; Chordata; Actinopteri; Osmeriformes; Osmeridae. The record is from RefSeq and is a predicted model, not a curated record. Bases 472 to 5010 code for a protein of 1512 amino acids. The transcript is spliced from 14 exons. Gene Ontology annotation, molecular function: protein binding.
CUCUACACCUCCCCAUCUCUCCUUCAAACCUCCCAUUCUCCCAUCCUGUUUUGGCAUGCAUGCACCCUUACAUAAGAAAGUUCCAGUAAUAAGACUCCAAACAGGAUCAACUGGUCCAAGCAUAAGUGUGUGUGUGUGUGUGUGUGUGUGUAUGUAUGUGGGUGUGACACAUUCAAACAUGUACUGUAUGUUACGUGAACAGUACCAAUAACAACAGCAGUAAGAGCAGUCUUUAAUGUUGGGAUCAGAUGAGUACAAGGUAGCACUACAGGUGAUCAGACUGUCAGCAUUACUGUCAGACACACACAGAACCAGAUGGAGCACAGAGAGGAGGCUGAUGGUGAAACCAGAGAUUUAUAAAGGAAGACUGCUGUUGAGUCUGACCCACGCCCCUCACCCUUCCCAGCCUGCACCUGCAGGUCAACCCCCCUCCCUCGGAGUGGGCGUGGCCACAGGGUGGUCGCUGUAGCUAUGAGCUAUGAGAGGCGCAGCACAGGUGUGGUUGUGGUGGAGUUUGCGUAUCAGUACACAGAUAGAAAUGGCAGCAUCAUCUCCAUCAAACCUAAUGAAGAAUACCUCCUCCUGGAGAAGACCAGCGAUGAAUGGUGGCUUGUCUGCAAGGAUGAGAGGACCGAGCCCUUCAACGUCCCCCCCAGGUGUGUCAGGGAACUUCCCAGCAGGUUCCCACUGGACCCUGCUCACCCCCCCAGACCAGAGACCACCAGAGUCCCUGAGCCAAGACAACAACACAAGACACCACAGAGGGCUGUCGCUAAAACGAGUCUCUCUGGGGAACAUGACAUGGACACCAAAGCUAGGAGCCCAAUCCAACAGAGACCAGCCUCACCUGUACCCAGCUGUGUGUCCAUGAAGAGUGACAAGUCUAUGGAAGCACCUAUCAUGUUCAGUGAUGGAGGAGGGCCUUCUACUGAGAAAGGUAUGAGCCAGCAGAGACCAGCCUCACCUGUACCCAGCUGUGUGUCCAUGAAGAGUGACUGGUCUAUGAAUCAACCUAUCGUGUUCAGUGAUGGAGGAGGACCUUCUAAUGGGAAAGGAGAUCAACAGGAGGAGUCUGAGUCAGACCAGAGUCACCAUGAGGACUUGUCCUCCAUAUUCACAGUGCUUGAGGAAACUGUCAUCAAGUUUGUGAAGGAAGAGCUGAAGAGGAUGAAGAGGAUUCUGAGUUCAGAUUUCUCAGAAGGCUUAGAGAGUCAGAGGGAGGACCAGGAAGUGGUGGACCCUGAAUAUCAGAAGCAGGAGAGCAGUGCCAGAGAGGGAGCUCUGAAGAUCACACUGCACGUCCUGAGGAACAUGAACCAGAAGGAGCUGGCUGACACUCUGGAGAAAAACAAGCGUGCUGAGAUUUGUCGACAGAAACUCAAAUCUGAACUAAGGAAGAAGUUUGAAACUGUGUUCGAGGGCAUAGUUGAACAAGGAAACCCAACUCUUCUCAAUAAGAUCUACACAGAUCUCUACAUCACAGAGGGUGAGAGUGGAGAGAUCAAUAAAGAACAUGAGGUGAGACAGAUUGAGAUAGCAUCCAGGAAGUCAGCAAGAACAGAAACAGCCAUCACAUGCAACAACAUCUUUAAACCCUCAGCUGGACGAGAUACACAUAUCAGAAUUGUUCUGACAAAAGGAGUUGCUGGCAUCGGAAAAACUGUCUCUGUGCAGAAGUUCAUCACAGAUUGGGCUGAGGGACUAGCCAAUCAGGAAAUCCAGUUCAUCUUUCCUUUUCCGUUUCGAGAGCUGAAUUUGUUGGAUGGAGAAGAGUUCAGUCUGAUGGAACUUGUCCAUCACUUCUUCUCGGAAACCAGAGAAUCAGGAAUCUCCAACUACGACAAGUACAACGUUCUGUUUGUCUUUGACGGUCUGGAUGAGUGUCGACUGCCCUUAGCCUUCAAAAAGAACAAGAGCUGGUGUGAUGUCACAGAGUCCACCUCAGUGGAUGUGCUGCUGACCAACCUGAUCAGAGGAAAGCUGCUUCCCUCUGCUCUCAUCUGGAUCACCACUCGACCUGCAGCAGCCAAUCAGAUCCCUUCUGAGACUGUCAUCAGGUUUGUGAAGGAAGAGCUGAAGAGGAUGAAGAGGAUUCUGAGUUCAGAUUUCCCAGAAGGCUUAGAGAGUCAGAGGAAGGACCAGGAAGUGGUGGACCCUGAAUAUCAGAAGCAGGAGAGCAGUGCCAGAGAGGGAGCUCUGAAGAUCACACUGCUCAUCCUGAGGAACAUGAACCAGAAGGAGCUGGCUGACACUCUGGAGAAAAAUGAGCGUCCUGAGAUUUGUCGACAGAAACUCAGAUCUGAACUAAGGAAGAAGUUUGAAACUGUGUUCGAGGGCAUAGCUAAACAAGGAAACCCAACUCUUCUCAAUAAGAUCUACACAGAUCUCUACAUCACAGAGGGUGAGAGUGGAGAGGUCAAUAAAGAACAUGAGUUGAGUCAGAUUGAGACAGCAUCCAGGAAAUCAGCAAGAACAGAAACAGCCAUCACAUGCAACAACAUCUUUAAACCCUCAGCUGGACGAGAUACACCUAUCAGAAUUGUUCUGACAAAAGGAGUUGCUGGCAUCGGAAAAACUGUCUCUGUGCAGAAGUUCAUCACGGAUUGGGCUGAGGGACUAGCCAAUCAGGAAAUCCAGUUCAUCUUUCCUCUUCCGUUUCGAGAGCUGAAUUUGUUGGAUGGAGAAGAGUUCAGUCUGACAGAACUUGUCCAUCACUUCUUCUCGGAAACCAGAGAAUCAGGAAUCUUCAACUACAACAAGUACAACGUUCUGUUUGUCUUUGAUGGUCUGGAUGAGUGUCGACUGCCCUUAGCCUUCAAAAAGAACAAGAGCUGGUGUGAUGUCACAGAGUCCACCUCAGUGGAUGUGCUGCUGACCAACCUGAUCAGAGGAAACCUGCUUCCCUCUGCUCUCAUCUGGAUCACCACUCGACCUGCAGCAGCCAAUCAGAUCCCUUCUGAGUGUGUUGAUCUGGUGACGGAGGUACGAGGGUUCAAUGACCCACAGAAGGAUGAGUACAUCAUGAAGAGAUGCAGUGAUGAGAUCCUGGCCGGGAGAAUCAUCUCACACAUCAAGACAUCAAGGAUCCUCUACAUCAUGUGCCACAUACCAGUCUUCUCUUGGAUUACUGUUACAGUCCUUGAACACAUGCUGAGAACAGAGAAGAAAGAGAAGAUGCCCAAGACCCUGACUGAGAUGUACACAACCUUCCUGGUGUUACAGACCAAACAGAAGAAGGUGAAGUAUGCUGGGAAAACUGGGACCGAUCCACACUGGAAUGAAGAGAGCAUUCAGAGUAUUCUGUCACUGGGAAAACUGGCCUUCCACCAGCUGGAGAAAGGCAACCUGAUUUUCUAUGAGAAAGAUCUGACAGAGUGCGGCAUUGAUGUCUGUGAUGCCUCAGUGUACUCAGGAGUGUUCACACAGAUAUUCAGACAGGAAGGUAAAGUCUUCCAGGAAAAAGUGUUCUGCUUUGUCCAUCUGAGCUUUCAGGAGUUUCUGGCUGCUGUGUUUGUGUUUCUCUCAUUCAUCAACAACGAUGAGAAUCUGAUGUCUAAGAAUCCAUUAGCUUCCAGUUCCAACAAACUGUUGGCUCUUUUCAGAGAGAGACCAGAAGUCAGUUUCUACAAGAGUGCUGUGAACAGGGCCUUGCAGAGUAAGAAUGGACAACUGGACCUUUUCCUCCGCUUCCUCCUGGGCCUCUCAAUGGAGUCCAAUCAAACUGACUUACGAGGCCUACUGACUCAGACAAGAAGCAACACGCAGAGCCAUGAAGAAACAGUCAAGUACAUCAAGGAGAAGAUCAGAGAGGAUCCCACUCCAGAGAGAUGCAUGAAUCUGUUCCACUGUCUGAAUGAACUGAAUGACCAUUCUCUGGUGGAGGAGAUCCAACACUACCUGAGCUCAGGAAGUCUCUCCAGUGAGAAGAAGCUCUCAUCUACACAGUGGUCAGCUCUAGUCUUUGUGUUGCUGACUUCAGAAGAGAAGAUGGACGUGUUUGACCUGAAGAUAUACUCCAGAUCAGAGGAAGGUUUUCUGAGGCUGCUGCCAGUGGUCAAAGACUCAAAAACUGCUCUGCUGAAUGACUGUAACCUCUCAGAACGGUGCUGUGAAGCGCUGGCCUCAGCUCUCCCCUCCUCAGAUCUGACAGAGCUGGACUUGAGUAACAACAACCUGGGGGAUUCAGGCAUGAAGCUGCUCUCUGCUGGACUGGGGAAUCCACUGUGCAAGCUGGAGACACUGAGGCUGUCCAGCUGUCUGGUCACAGAGGAAGGCUGUGCUUCUCUGGCCUCAGCUCUGAGGUCCAACCCCUUCCACCUGAGGGAACUGGACCUGAGCUACAAUCAUCCAGGAGAAAAGGGAUUGAAGCUGCUCUCUGCUGGACUGGAGGAUCCACACUGCAGACUGGAGAAACUCAAUGUGGAUCAUGGUGGAGAGUGCUGGAUCAAACCUGGCUUUUUGAAGGCCUGGAAAUAUGCCUGUGAGCUUACACUGGACCCAAACACGGCACACAGAGAACUCUCUCUGUCUGAGGAGAACAGAAAGGUGACAUGGAGGAGAGAGGAGCAGCCAUAUCCUGAUCACCCAGAGAGAUUUGAGAACUGGACACAGGUGCUGUGUAGAGAGGGUCUGUCUGGGCGCUGUUACUGGGAGGCAGAGUGGAGUGGAGGAGGGGUUCAUAUAGCAGUGACAUAUAAAGGAAUCAGCAGGAGAGGAGAGGGUGCUGACUGUGUGCUUGGACUCAAUAAAAAGUCCUGGAGUCUGGAGUGUGGUGGUAACAGUUACUCUGCCUGGCACAAUAAUAAGAGCACUGACAUACCUGUCCCCCCCUCCAGCCCCCACAGAGUAGGAGUGUAUCUGGACUGGCCGGCCGGCACUCUGUCCUUCUACACAGUCUCUUCUGACACACUGACUCACCUGCACACAUUCCACCGCACAUUCACUGAGCCCCUCUAUCCUGGGUUCUGGGUUUAUCCCGACUCCUCAGUGUCCCUGGGUCAGGUAGAAUAGCCCACACACACUCUCACACACUGUGCUCACAUAUAUGUCAUUGAAGAUUGAACUGUAUACAGUUGGAAUUGAUAUCCCAGUGUUUGUAAAUAUUGGUGUG